AUUAUUGAGGGCUUCCUGUUUGGGGAAGAGCUGUUAGUUACAUACGUGUAAGUUUCCUGAGUCGGUGAUCGCAUGGAGCCCUACGCGAUACAAGGGAGACUGCAAGCGGAAGUACAAACGGCCCAUGUGGGGAAGUCUGGCAAAGUCUGAGGCCGAUGGGGCGCAAAAAUAAAAGGGUUCCGAAGCAGCCGUACCUCGGAGCCUAAGCACCCACCGCUGGGCCGGGGCCGGCCUCCCGGGGCGGAGGAAGCGCUGAGCCCGGGGCCCGGACCGCACGCACGUGCCCGGGCCCCUGGCCGUGGCCGGUCCCGCUCCGGGGACCUCGGCUCCCUCGGCUCCGGGGCUCCCCCCUGCCACGAGCCGCGCGUAGGCGCUGCCCGCACUUUACAAGACUUUUGCAGAGUAUUGGUUAGCCAAGAGGAACCUCACCUGGGCUGACUUUGAGAGUGUGGGGAUUGUGCAUAUAGGUGGUAUCUGAAGAGUUGUCAGAUCCCAGGUAGGCAGAUUUCCAUGAGGAUAACUUCCAAGGACCUGGAUGGCCUCAUUUUAGCUGCUUCCACACCUGUUCCCCCCCCACUCUGUGCCUGGGGUGGUAGUGGUACCUGAGAGCCAUGAAGGUUGUCCCCGAGAAGAAUGCUGUCCGGAUACUGUGGGGUCGAGAAAGGGGCACGCGAGCCUUGGGGGCUCAGCGGCUUCUACAGGAGCUGGUGGAGGAUAAAACUCGGUGGAUGAAAUGGGAAGGAAAGAAAGUUGAACUUCCUGACAGUCCACGAUCCACCUUUUUAUUGGCCUUCAGCCCAGACAGGACUCUCAUGGCUUCCACCCAUGUGAACCACAACAUCUACAUCACGGAGGUGAAGACCGGCAAGUGUGUCCAUUCUCUGGUUGGGCAUCGGCGUACACCGUGGUGUGUGACUUUUCACCCCACCAUCCCAGGCCUCAUUGCUUCGGGCUGCCUCGAUGGGGAGGUUAGGAUUUGGGAUUUACAUGGUGGCAGUGAAAGCUGGUUCACAGACAGCAACAAUGCUAUCGCCUCCCUGGCUUUCCACCCUACGGCUCAGCUCCUGCUGAUUGCCACAGCCCACGAGAUCCAUUUCUGGGACUGGAGCCGGCGAGAGCCUUUUGCAGUGGUGAAGACGGCCAGCGAGAUGGAGAGGGUUCGGUUGGUGAGGUUUGAUCCCCUCGGACACUACUUACUCACAGCAAUUGUUAACCCCUCCAAUCAACAGAGCGAUGAUGAGCCUGAGAUCCCCGUGGACGGCGCGGAGCUGUCUCACUUCCGCCAGCGCGCUCUCCUGCAGUCCCAGCCCGUCCGUCGGACGCCUCUUCUGCACAACUUCUUGCACAUGCUGUCCUCCCGCUCCUCUGGCAUCCAGGUGGGAGAGCACAGCACAGUCCAAGAUUCUGCCACCCCCUCACCCCCGCCUCCUCCACCGCCUCCCCCUCCGCCCAGCACGGAGAGCUCCAGGACGUCCGCUUACCCCCGGCUCCGAGAGCGCGUCAGCUCCCCCCCAGCCGAGUGCUGCCAGCCCCUGGGGAUGCUGUGCCUUUGCAGCCGCUGCUCUCGGGCGCGACUUCCUUCUUCCCUCUUCCCACGCCAGGACAGUGCCCCCUCUGCUUCCACUGGGGCUACUACUGCUUCCUUUUCUUCUGUGCAGACCGAGCCCUACCAUGCCCCGGAGCAGGCCUCGUCAGCGCAGCAGGACCAGGGCCUCCUGAACCGCCCGUCUGCCUUCAGCACAGUGCAGAGCGGCACUGCGGGUAACACACUCCGGAACCUCAGCCUGGGGCCCACACGCCGCUCUCUGGGCGGCCCUCUCUCCAGCCACCCUUCCAGGUACCACCAGGCCGGGAGGGAAAUCGCCUCUGGGCUCGGAGGCGCUGACUGGACCCGAACGGUGCUAAGUAUGGACUCACGCUCCGAGGCGGACGCUCUGCCCCCGCCGAGGACCAGCGCCUCUUCGGUGAGCCUGCUGUCGGUGCUGAGGCAGCAGGAAGGCGGCUCCCAGGCGUCCGUAUACACCUCCGCCACCGAGGGAAGGGGCUUCUCGGUCUCGGGGCUGGCAGCCGAGGCAGACGCGGGCAGCGGCUCGGGCCAGAACAACAACUCGGGCAGCAUUCGGAAUGAGCUGCAGUGCGACCUGAGGCGCUUCUUCUUGGAGUACGACCGGCUCCAGGAGCUAGACCCGGGCCUGGGGGGAGAGCCCACUCCCGCCCAGCAGGCCCAGGAGAUGCUCAACAAUAAUAUUGAGCCGGAGAGGCCAGGCCCUUCCCACCAGCCCACCCCACACAGCAGCGAGAACAAUUCCAACCUCUCCCGGGGCCACCUGAACCGCUGCCGUGCCUGUCACAACCUCCUGACCUUCAACAAUGAUACCCUGCGCUGGGAAAGAACCACACCGAACUACUCACCUGGUGAGAGUAGUUCCUCCUGGCAGGUCCCCGGCGCCUUGGAGGGCCUGCCCGCGGGGGGCGGCCAGCUGCCCCCUGCCGACGGCACGGAGGGCGGGCGAGCCCCUGGCUCCAGCAGGCUGGAGCUGAGCCCUUCCACCAGUGCCCAGGACGAGAGAACUGUGGGAGUGGCCUUCAACCAGGAGACGGGCCACUGGGAACGCGUUUACAGCCAGGCCGCUGCCAGCCGACCCGGGAAUGUAUCACAGGAGGCCUUAAACCAGGAAAUGCCUGAGGAAAGCUCUGAGGAAGACUCCCUCAGGAGGAGGCUGCUGGAGUCUUCCCUCAUUUCCUUAUCCCGUUAUGAUGGAGCAGGAUCCCGGGAACACCCCAUUUAUCCAGACCCUGCGAGGUUAUCUCCUGCUGCAUACUACGCCCAGAGGAUGAUCCAAUAUCUUUCUCGAAGAGACAGUAUUCGCCAGCGCUCCAUGCGCUACCAACAGAACCGUCUCCGCUCUUCCACCUCCUCUUCUUCCUCAGACAACCAAGGCCCAUCAGUAGAGGGAAACGACUUGGAGUUUGAGGACUUUGAGGACAAUGGAGACAGAUCCAGGCACCGAGCUCCACGUAAUGCAAGAAUGUCCGCUCCUUCACUUGGACGCUUUGUCCCCAGGCGUUUCUUGCUGCCCGAGUACUUGCCUUAUGCUGGGAUUUUCCAUGAACGAGGGCAGCCUGGGUUGGCCACUCAUUCCUCUGUUAAUAGAGUCCUGGCAGGGGCAGUAAUUGGGGAUGGACAGUCUGCAGUGGCCAGCAACAUUGCCAACACUACCUAUCGGCUUCAGUGGUGGGACUUUACCAAGUUUGACCUGCCAGAAAUCAGCAAUGCCUCUGUGAAUGUGUUGGUGCAGAACUGUAAGAUCUACAAUGACGCCAGCUGUGACGUGUCAGCAGAUGGCCAGCUCCUCGCCGCCUUCAUCCCCAGCAGCCAGCGAGGUUUUCCUGACGAGGGCAUCCUGGCAGUGUACUCAUUGGCACCUCACAAUCUGGGCGAGAUGUUGUAUACCAAACGAUUUGGCCCCAAUGCCAUUUCUGUGAGCCUGUCCCCUAUGGGGCGGUACGUGAUGGUUGGACUGGCUUCCCGCAGGAUCCUGCUACACCCUUCCACAGAGCACAUGGUAGCUCAGGUCUUCAGACUGCAACAGCCGCAUGGUGGAGAGACCUCCAUGAGGAGAGUUUUCAACGUUCUCUACCCCAUGCCGGCUGACCAGCGGAGACAUGUCAGCAUCAACUCUGCCCGCUGGCUACCCGAACCGGGCCUGGGCCUGGCCUACGGCACCAACAAAGGAGACCUGGUGAUCUGCCGACCAGAGGCCUUAAACUCUGGUGUUGAGUACUACUGGGACCAGUUGAAUGAGACAGUCUUCACCGUCCAUUCCAACAGCAGGAACAGUGAACGGCCUGGAAGCAGCAGAGCUACGUGGAGGACGGACAGGGACAUGGGCUUGAUGAAUGCCAUCGGCCUUCAGCCCCGGCACCCGACCACUUCAGUGACAUCUCAGGGCACCCAAACUUUGGCACCUCAGCUGCAAAAUGCUGAAACGCAGACGGAAAGGGAGGUUCAGGAGCUGGGGGCAGCAGCCUCAGGGUCUGGCGAAGGUGAGGGUCCGGAGUACGGGCCGGGAGGGGAAGACGCGCUCACCAGGAUCCAGAGACUGAUGGCCGAGGGGGGCAUGACAGCGGUGGUGCAGCGGGAGCAGAGCACCACCAUGGCCUCCAUGGGAGGCUUUGGCAACAACAUCAUCGUCAGCCACCGCAUCCACAGGAGCUCCCAGACGGGCUCGGAGCCGGCCCCCGACAGCGCGGCUCCCCAGCCCUCCACCUCGCGGGGGCUGGCCCCCGAGCCUCAGGGCCGCAGCCUCCCGGAGCUGGAGCCUCUGGCGGAGCGGGGCCUGAGCCUGCGGACGGGCCCGGCCAGGCCGGCCUCCCCGAGCACUGUGGGACCAAUCUCGUACAGCGACCUAACCAACAACAACCCUCUUGCUGACAGCGCCGGGUGCCCCAGUGGAGAGCCGAGGGACAGGUAGAAGGAACUGGGCCCGCCGCUGCCGCCCUCACGCUGCCGAGCAGAGACCCGACCUCGCAGCCCACUAGGAUCCGUGCCCGCUGAGAAGCUGCCGGCCACAGGGGGCCAGGCGGGCGCCGGGGAGGCUGCCGUCGUGGGCCCGCGCGGCGCUCCGAGCCCUGGCUGGGCGGAGGGGGCUCUCGCCACAGCCCUCGAAAGGCCACGUCUUCCAGCUCUGGGGAGAUCCCGCGCCGAGGACGGCCGUGAGCCCCCGGCCCAGCCGCCGGGAGGAGGAGGGUCCCGGCCCCUCUAGGUCCUCUCCCGUCCCUGCGCCUCUUCACAUCCAUCCCUUGGCUUUCUUACCCAGAGGCUCCAAGCUGGGCCCUGGGCCAAGCUCUGGGACUGACUUAACUGGUGGGGGGACGAUUCUGUGGUGACGGAGGGGUCGGUUCACUUGCUACCUGGGGAUUUCCCCCCAGGGCAAAGGAAGCGAUCCAGGUUAGUGGGCAGGAGCUCACUCAGGGAGCUUGGGCCGAGGAGGGGCGGGUGGCAGGACAACCUCCCUCUGGGUGGGUUCCCCAAGAUCCUCCCGCCAACGCCCAGCGGAGCAGGGCUUCAUGUGUCAGUAUUAGGACCCUGGGCAUCUGCCCGGCGCGGGCUGGGCAAGGGCUGCAGCUCCGGGUCAGAGGGUGAGGUAUCGGUCUGUCCUGUCAGGUGUUGCAUGUGAAAUCUUGAACUGUACAUGUAGUUUCUAGUGGAGAAAUCAAGGCUCUGAUGAUUUUGUUUUUAGUAUAAAGAAAUGUGAUUUCCUUUCUGUUUGUAACUCAUCAUAGAGACAUUUUGGUGGGAGGAGAGGGGACUAGUCCGACUGCUAACAAGGGAAACACCAAAGAUCAAUGUCAUUAAAAUGAUGGCUACCCUUC
This is a messenger RNA of Sarcophilus harrisii (Tasmanian devil), 5376 nucleotides long. RefSeq names its product autophagy and beclin 1 regulator 1 (gene AMBRA1). Lineage: Eukaryota; Metazoa; Chordata; Mammalia; Dasyuromorphia; Dasyuridae. Gene Ontology annotation, molecular function: protein binding. Gene Ontology annotation, cellular component: intracellular membrane-bounded organelle. The record is from RefSeq and is a predicted model, not a curated record. The transcript has 19 exons. Bases 612 to 4475 code for a protein of 1287 amino acids. Gene Ontology annotation, biological process: autophagy.